AUGCAGUCCGCACUCAGCACCAUCAACCUCUCGAUCGACGGAUGGCGGGCUCACAAUCGCAGAGAGUACAUCGCUGUUUACGGACACUUCGUCGAUAGCCAAGGCCAUCCUCGAACACUCCUCCUCGGCUUCCCACGACGUUAUGGCGGUCACACUGGCGACGACCUCGCAGCACUGGUAAAGCCAGUAAUUCUACAAUACGGCAUCGGCGAGAAGCUCGGCUCCUUCGUUAUGGAUAACGCUAAUGACAACGACAAAUGCCUCGAGGUGUUACAGCGUUCCUUUUCCUCGAUCGAUCUAGAAGCAGACCGUAUUCGCUAUAUCGGCCAUAUUAUUAAUCUCGUCGUUAAGGCUCUCUUAUUUGGCGAAGGCGUCAGCGCGUGGGAGAAGAACCUUAUUGAGGCUUCGGAGGAGCAGCGUGUAGCUCUCUGGACCCUUAAAGGCGUCAUUGGCAAGCUGCAUAACCUCGUUGUCUACAUUAAUCGAAACGACGCACGCCGUGAGCAGUUGAGCGCUCGCAUGCGCGUCACGAAGACAAGCGACGGCAUGCUGUUCGUCGGCGUGCUCCUUAGUGACGGUGGCAUUCGAUGGAACGCGACGUUCUACAUGAUCGAGCGUGCUCUUAAGUGUCGGCCUGCCAUCGAUCUUUACUAG
Molecule: messenger RNA, 654 nt
Organism: Hirsutella rhossiliensis
Lineage: Eukaryota; Fungi; Ascomycota; Sordariomycetes; Hypocreales; Ophiocordycipitaceae
Product: transposase-like protein
Exons: 1
Coding region: 1-654 (217 amino acids)
Source: RefSeq, a predicted model, not a curated record